AUGGCGGCCUCCGUGCUGGAGCAGGGGGAGGACGCGUUCCGGAAGAUUUUCCGUUAUUACAGAAGACGGAACCCGCCCUGCGACCUGUCCGGGGUGAUAGAGUUCCGGCCGGGGGAUCCCAGGGUGAAGGGCGCAAAUCUGAGGGCCGGCGCGCUCAGUGACCAGGAUGCGGGCAGAGUCGGCUUACAGCCAUUGCACCGGUGGAAAGCCUAUCAGCUGGAAGGUUCUCCAGGUUUCCUGUUCAUUGAGAACCCCUUCCUACCGGGUUGGCAGCACCGCUGGGUGCGGCAGUGCCUGAAGCUCUAUCCCAGGAAACCCAACGUCUGUAACCUGGAUCUGCACAUGAAUCCGGACAGUACCGCUGACCUGUGGUCCGCCAGCCAGAGCCAGCUCCGGAGAAAGUCCUCUCAGCGGCGCAGCGAGAAAACGUUGCUGGAGAAACUGCGCUGGGUGACACUUGGCUUCCACUACAACUGGGACACAAAGCGAUACCACGGAGAGAAUCACAGCGACUUCCCCGUGGAGUUAGCAGAACUUUCCCGCAGCGUGGCAGUGGCUUGUGGCUUCCCCGUUUUCAAGGCAGAGGCUGCUAUUCUAAACUAUUACCGAAUGGACUCGUCCUUAGGAAUCCAUGUGGAUGAGUCUGAGCUGGACCGCCAGAGCCCCCUCCUCUCAUUCAGCUUUGGACAGUCCAGUAUAUUCCUCCUUGGGGGGCUAAGCAGGGAUUUGUCCCCCACUGCAAUGAUGAUGAACAGUGGUGACAUCAUGGUUAUGUCUGGCCCCAGCCGCCUGUUGUACCACGCUGUGCCACGGAUUCUCCACCAUCCCGCAGGAGGCAUCUUACCCCCCAGCUUAUCUGCGCCUCCACCGAGUGAGGAUUCAGGUUACAAUCCUCUCAUUGAGCCGUGUUCCACCGAAGACUGGGAGGUCUGCGAAACGUAUCUGCAAACAUCCCGGAUUAAUAUGACUGUAAGGCAGGUUCUAGAGGAGGGGGGCAGCUUCCCAGAGAGGGAGGACACGGAUGGUAAAGGUGACCCAGUCAUCAAGGGAGACACUUACCACAGCGAAGAUAGUGACAUGCUGGAGGCUGAAGACAGAGAGAGUCGGCUGGCGAAACGCGUGAGAACGACGCAGGAGAGCUGAGUCUAUGUGGGGGGGUUGGGAGCAUUUUAUUUUUGGCCCACAAAUUAAAAGAAAUCUGUUUAUUUUUAAUUAAA
Pseudophryne corroboree (corroboree frog) is the source of this 1217-nucleotide messenger RNA. RefSeq names its product alkB homolog 1, histone H2A dioxygenase (gene ALKBH1). The coding region runs from base 1 to 1143 and encodes 380 amino acids. NCBI's taxonomy places the organism in Eukaryota, Metazoa, Chordata, Amphibia, Anura, Myobatrachidae. The record is from RefSeq and is a predicted model, not a curated record. The transcript has 6 exons. Gene Ontology annotation, cellular component: nucleus; cytoplasm. Gene Ontology annotation, molecular function: ferrous iron binding; broad specificity oxidative DNA demethylase activity; oxidative RNA demethylase activity. Gene Ontology annotation, biological process: oxidative RNA demethylation.